GUUGUGCCGGUUUCUAAACGCGGGGUCUGGCGAGUGUGAGCCUGUGAGGUCCGUGCCGAAGAACUAUAUGAGCAGCAUGGCGUCGCCACCGGAGAAAGUCAUCCUGGUGACGGGUGGCACGGGCCUUGUGGGCAAGGCCAUCGAGAAAGUGGUGUGCGACGAGAAGCGGCCUGACGAGAAGUGGAUCUUUGUUUCGUCCAAGGACGCCGACCUCACGAACAAGCAAGAGACAGAAGCCUUGUUUGCGAAGCACAAGCCAACGCAUGUGAUCCACUUAGCAGCCAUGGUGGGGGGCCUCUUCAGAAACCUCAAGUAUAACCUUGACUUCUUGCGCAACAACCUGCAAAUCAACGACAAUGUGCUGCACACAAGCUACCAGACCGGGGUGACGAAAGUUGUCUCCUGCCUAUCGACGUGCAUCUUUCCCGACAAGACCACUUAUCCCAUCGACGAAACUAUGAUACACAGCGGUCCUCCCCACGAAUCCAACUUUGGCUACUCGUAUGCCAAGCGGCUGAUAGAUGUCCAGAACCGGGCCUACCACGCCCAGCAUGGCUGUCGCUUCACGGCCGUCAUCCCCACCAAUGUCUUUGGGCCGCACGACAACUUCAACCUGGAAGACGGGCAUGUUUUAGCCGGACUCAUCAGCAAGACCCACACGGCUAAAACAUUUGGCACACCGUUGCACGUCUGGGGCACCGGCAGUCCGCUGCGCCAGUUCAUCUACUCUCUGGACCUGGCUCGGCUCAUUGUCUGGGUGCUCAGGGACUACGAGGAGGUCGAGCCAAUCAUCCUCUCAGUGGACGAGGCGGACGAGAUUAGCAUCAGGGAUGCAGCAGCCCUCAUCACCGACGCCUUCAACUUCAAGGGGGACGUCAUUUUUGACACCUCCAAGGCAGACGGCCAGUUCAAGAAGACUGCCAGCAAUGCCAAGUUGCGCAAGUACCUGCCAGAUUUUAAGUUCACACCCAUUACCAAAGCCAUUGAAGAGACAGUAGACUGGUUUGUGGAAAACUUUGAGUCUGUUAGGAAGUAGGACUGGACCAAUUGCAGGAGAGCUGCCCCUAUACAAGUCAAUUUCCUGAGUGUGUUCAUCACAGUCUCUGGAUCCUUGUUUAGUUUUAAGACAGCAGUCUCGGGGGCAAGCAGGGAAUGGGAGAUUGUGACCGUCAAAUAAACACUAUUUUGAAAUGGUA
Ixodes scapularis (black-legged tick) is the source of this 1196-nucleotide messenger RNA. RefSeq names its product GDP-L-fucose synthase (gene Gmer). Gene Ontology annotation, molecular function: GDP-L-fucose synthase activity. The record is from RefSeq and is a predicted model, not a curated record. Bases 68 to 1036 code for a protein of 322 amino acids. Gene Ontology annotation, biological process: nucleotide-sugar biosynthetic process. The transcript is spliced from 9 exons. Lineage: Eukaryota; Metazoa; Arthropoda; Arachnida; Ixodida; Ixodidae.